Molecule: messenger RNA, 1815 nt
Organism: Trichophyton benhamiae CBS 112371
Lineage: Eukaryota; Fungi; Ascomycota; Eurotiomycetes; Onygenales; Arthrodermataceae
Exons: 1
Coding region: 1-1815 (604 amino acids)
Source: RefSeq, a predicted model, not a curated record
AUGGACUUUGGCAGACUGGUAAAUCUUGCCGUGGGCCCUCCAGGGGUCAAGUUCAAGCAGUCGAGCAUGCCGUUCGUUCAGAUGGAGAAUAUAUCCCAUUUCCUACACGCCUGCCAGAAGGCUCCUCUCAGCUUACCUCCCCACGAUGUUUUCCUCACGGUUGACCUCUACGAGUCCAAGGACCCAGCCCAGGUUCUACAGUGUCUUGGAGCGUUCAGUCGCAAAGCAUACGCUCUCCAACCAAGCAAGUUCCCGCGUGCCAUCGGGAAAAGCAAGACCGGCGCGUUGAGUCCCCAAAUGAGUGGAUCUAGUCAGGGUGGGCGGUUCGGUUCCCCAUACUCUCGACCCCGAGGCCAGAGCAAUGUCAGUGAUGUAGGACGAGCCAGUCCUACGAUGCCAUCCGGCCGGAGCAGCACUGCUUCACCACCAACAAAGACGAGCGCAUGGAGCAGUAAGGCCGACGAGGCAACCACAGCUCCGGCUUGGAACAUUCACCAGUAUGGCUACAUAGGCGGUGCAAGUCAAGGGAGCCUCGGUGUAACAUUUGGUGCGCGACGGCAGAUCACCACUCCUGGCCCCUCGGUGCCCAGCCUUGGAGAGAAAGAGAAACGUCGGCGAGAGGAAGAAGAACAACAGGCUAAACGAGAGGCGGAGGAAGCGGAGCGCCAGCGAGCAGCCCGGGAAGCCGAAGAAGAACGCGCAAAGGAAGAAGAACAACUACGCUGGGAGGAGGAAGAGAGGAAACUUAGAGAACAAGAACGGCAGAAGGUUGAAGAAGAAAAGAAACGAUGGCAAGAAGAACAGCGUCAGUGGGAGCAGGAAGAGGCUCGCCGACAACAAGAGGAAAAGGAACUGGAAGAGAGAUUGGAAAAGGAGAGGCUUCACAAGCGUGAAGCUGCAGACGCAAGGUUAAACGGACAGUUCUUGAGCCAAUAUCAAACUGCCCAGAAACCCGUACGAGGAAUAGCAUCUCCACUGCUAGAGCAAAAGGCUGCUGCGUCUAGUGAAAGUGAACGUAUCAAGGCACUGGAGCGUGAACUGGAGAGGGCAAAAGAACGAGAGAAACAGUAUGAGCUUGAACGCCAGGAACUUGUUGCACUACGCGGAUCCCCCCAGCCAGAUGCCAGCCCCCGAGUUCGUUCACCAAAUCCAGAUGGGAACAGGCCAACUCCGACUCCCCAGAAACCCAGUUAUGAUCUCGCCUCCCAAGAACAGGAGCGUCGAAUGCUCAGGGGUGAAUGGAAUGCACGCAACAAGGAGCAAAGACCAACAACUCCAACUCCAGCUCCUCCGUCACUACCACCUCGAGAGCUCCCUACUCCUCCCGCAAUGCCACCAAGGGAUACUAAUCCUCCAACUUCGCCCCGCCCUCUUCCAGACCCAACAAACUAUGCCAACAAGAAUCAGCCUCAGAAUCGCACUGAUCGCUUCUUGAAAGAGAACCCAGCUCCCAUUCCUAGAAAGCCAGUUGCUUUCCGACCACCGGAAUUCUCAUCUACAGCUGAAAAGGACGAAGAGGAUAGACGACGCGUUGAAUCUACUCAAAAGACUCGGGCCGGCGGAUGGGCCUCGAAGUCACUGCUUGAAAGGGAGAUGGAACGAGAACGUGAGCGGCAGCGUGAAUGGGAGGAGAAUCAGGCUCAGACGAAAGACGCUGUUAAAAGGGGUGUGAAGACUGCUGGUACUGGGCCUGGUGAGGGAGGAUGGGAUGUACAUCAGUACGGUUACCUAGGAGGAGAUAACCAGAAUAAUGCAGCACCAGGAAUCGGGUUCGGUGCACGACGACAGAUCAUUGGUCCUCGUCCACCACCCUAA